Passer montanus (Eurasian tree sparrow) is the source of this 654-nucleotide messenger RNA. RefSeq names its product ras-related protein Rab-42-like. The record is from RefSeq and is a predicted model, not a curated record. NCBI's taxonomy places the organism in Eukaryota, Metazoa, Chordata, Aves, Passeriformes, Passeridae. Gene Ontology annotation, cellular component: Golgi membrane. Gene Ontology annotation, molecular function: GTP binding; GTPase activity.
AUGGAGACAGUGACAGAUUCCCCCCAGGAUCCUGACCCCAAGGGAUACUUCCAGUUCCGUGCCAUCGUGCUGGGAGAUGCAGACGUGGGCAAGUCCUCACUGAUGGGCUGGGCGGGAGUCGUGGUGGGGCAGCCACUCCAGCCCACCAUCGGCGUUGAGUUCUACAGCCAGACUAUCCUGAUGCCAUCCACCGGCAAGGCCGAGCUGAUCUGGGACACAGCUGGCCAAGAGCGGCUCAGAUCCAUCACCAGGAACUUCUACCGGAGUGCGGCGGGGGUGCUGCUGGUGUUUGACCUCACCAACCGGGCAUCUUUUGAGCAUGUUCCUGAGUGGUACCAUGAGGCUGUGGGGGACCGGCUGCCUGCCUUUGUCCUGGUGGGACACAAGUGUGACCUGGUGGCCGAGCAGGCCGUGGCAGCAGAGGAAGCUGGACACCUCGCCGCCACUCUGGGCAUGGCCUUCGUGGAGACCUCGGCCCUCAGCAACCUCAACGUGGAGUUGGCCUUCCAGCCACUGGCUGGAGGUAUCCAGCAGGCGCUGGGCGGGGGGAUCCUUGCCCCACACCAGGGAUAUGACAGCAUCAGGCUCAUCCCCAACCAGAGUCGCCGCCAGCCCCUGGCAAGGAGGGAGCCACAGGAGCGCUGCCAGUGCUGA